AUGGUAAGCAUAGUUAACCAUUUGUCUGAAAUAUCAAGCGAUAGCGAUGAUUACGAAGAACCAAAUGACAUGCAAACGGGAAAAAUACCAGAAAAUCUGAUCUCUAUAGAUACAAGCGAUGAAUAUGAUGAUGAUAAUUUCGACAAUAAUACAGAACGAUCACAGCCAAAUUUGAGCGUGUAUCCUUCACUUCAUAUGAAUGGUAAUGUCUACAGAACCGAAGAGGAGUUUCAAGCCGAAAUCAAUCGUUUAAAAAAGCAAAGCACUAAUAGGUUCAAAUCUAAAUGGGAAGAGAUAUUGGAAAGGUAUGCACAAAUUGAUGAUGAAAAGGAGAGCGAUGAAAUAGAUCUAGCAUCAGGUGAGAUAAUAACGGAUAAUGGUCACUUAAGAUCUCUUAGGACUGAUAUAGGAACCAAUACAGAUGUGAAGUUUGACGGUGAUAUUUGGUCGGUAACGUACGACUUGGAGAGAGAUAUACGUAAUAGAUAUGUUAAAGAGACAAGACACAAACAGCAGAAGAGGGAGUUGAAGCGACAGUUAAAAGACCAAAAACUAUUCCACAACGUUUCGUUGCAAACAUCGCCUCUUAAAGCAGACGAUUUCACUCGGGGAAGCUCUUUCGCCCUGUCCUCGGAAGAUAAUUUAUUGUCGUUAAACCCAUCUCCAACAAAGAAAUUUAAAGUAUCACCAAUCAAGGGUAUUAGAGGCUCAAGUCCAGUACGCGAUGAUGAUAUCUCACUUCUUACACCUACGAAAAGGAGAUCUCGUAAGUUAUCAAAUAUGUAUGAUGCGAAAAGCCUUCCAACAAAAUUACAUUUUGAUGAUAUACCACGCCUUCAUACGGAAGAUUACAAUAUAGCUAAGGAAGGUGACGAAAGCUAUGGCGACAUGAUUAGUAGUCCUUUUUUUGUGUAUAAUAAUUCGUUGCAUGAUAGUAGAGGCUACGAAACAAACUCUCCACAAGAUUAUGACGAUGAUACCCCAAACACAGCAACUGUCUCAGAUGGGAAAGGAUACGUUGAAACAUCAGAAACGUCCGAUGUAGGAUCGGAUGACAAUAAGGCCGCCAAAGUUUCUUUUUCUGAUGCAAACCAGUAUGUGUCUGAGAGUGAAAAUGAGAAUGAUGAUUAUAGCUUGGAUUUUGAUGAAGAAUUCCUGAUUGUGACUGAUCCUUGCAUAUAUCCGCCAACAGAAAGUUCUACUACUAUAUAUAAUUGUGCCAUUGAACAUUGCUAUUAUUGCACAGGUAAUAAAUCAUUAUAUCAAAGCCAUUUAUUGGAUAAGCAUUCGACCUUACUACAUUCAUUAGGGUAUCCAAUUAGGGAAGAUACGUCUAUCAUUCUGAACCCCAAUAUUUCCCAAAGUACUAUCAAAAAGUUGACUAAAUACUUUCCAUUAAUAUUUGAAGUCCCACGUUUGCCACUUUCCAAGAAUAGCCAACCAUUUAUUUGCGGGCUAAAUCUUGGAAAUUCCAGAGUUUGUCAUAAAUUCUUUGUUACAGAACAUGAUCUUAUUUUGCAUCAACAAAACGCUCCUAAUAAAUGCUCUUACAAGAAGCAGGUAUUAAUAUGUCCUAUGUUAGGGUGUGGAUAUAUGACGGAUAUGGGCUAUUUGGAGUGGCGAUCUCACUUCAUAGAGAAGAAGCAUCAUCUUGAUCCAAAACAUAAAAGAAAUAAACAGAAUGAAGGAAGCUUCAAGCAUGAAGAAAAAGGGCGGAAUGAAGAGUCAAAUCUCACGCAAUUAAGUUACAUCCCAAAUCCAGGUGAAGAAGAGGAAUAUGAGAAACCCAGUCAUCUUGAUAAAAUCAACACUUCAAGUUUGAAUAUCACAAAUCUGGAUCAGCCGACUAAGGUUUCAAAGCCUACUGAGGUUUUAACUAUACUUGACGUAGUUAACGAAAUUAAUGAUAUUUUUAGUGAUUCGGGAUCUGAUGGUUCCAUUAACGAAUAUCUUAGUGACGACGAUGGCAUAGAAUUUAGUAAAAUGAGCGUAGACGUAAAACAUGAUCCACGAAGACCAUACCAAACUGAGAUACCGAAUUUAAAAAUACAAUUAAAUUUGCAUGAAGAUUUGCCAUAUCCCUUGGAUGAAGAUUUGCAGACUGGUUAUGAAUCUAUAGAAGAGUUAUUUGACGACUGA
This is a messenger RNA of Debaryomyces tyrocola, 2139 nucleotides long. The record is from the annotation of a GenBank genome assembly. NCBI's taxonomy places the organism in Eukaryota, Fungi, Ascomycota, Pichiomycetes, Serinales, Debaryomycetaceae.